Messenger RNA from Eutrema salsugineum, 1683 nucleotides. RefSeq lists its product as uncharacterized. Gene Ontology annotation, molecular function: nucleic acid binding. Bases 1 to 1683 code for a protein of 560 amino acids. The transcript is spliced from 4 exons. The record is from RefSeq and is a predicted model, not a curated record. Gene Ontology annotation, biological process: DNA integration. NCBI's taxonomy places the organism in Eukaryota, Viridiplantae, Streptophyta, Magnoliopsida, Brassicales, Brassicaceae.
AUGCCUUUUGGGCUUAAGAAUGCGGGCGCGACUUACCAGAGGCUCGUCAACAAAAUGUUUGCGGAACAACUCGGCAAGACGAUGGAGGUUUAUAUUGAUCACAUGCUGGUUAAGUCACUCGAGGAGAAAGAUCACGUGAAGCAUUUGCAAGACUGUUUCAAGCAGCUGAACCUGGAUAACAUGAAGCUGAAUCCGGCGAAGUAUCGAUUCGCGGUGACAUCUGGUGAGUUCCUCGAGUACCUCGUCGACAAAUGUCUACCUUUCUAUGAUACCCUUAGCGGCAAUAAGAAAUUUGAAUGGGACGAACGGUGUGAAAAGGCAUUCCAAGAUCUGAAAGUCUACUUGGCGAAUCCGCCGGUCCUUGCGAAUCCAGUGGAAGGAGAAGCGAUGUUCCUAUAUAUCGCCGUGUCAUCAACCGCAGUAAGUGGAGUACUGGUCAGAGAAGAGCGGGGAGAGCAAAAACCCGUCUUCUAUGUGAGCCGCAGUUUAACCAAGGUGGAGAUGCGUUAUCUGCAAAUGGAGAAGGUCGCCCUAGCUGUCGUAAUGUCGGCUCGGAAACUGAGAUCAUACUUUCAGUCGCACUCGAUCGUAGUCCUCGCUACUCUGCCACUACGAAGCAUCGUGCAUAGCCCGAGCCAAUCCGAAAGGCUAGCGAAAUGGGCGGUGGAGCAAAGUGAAUACGACAUCGAAUACAGGAACAGGUCGUGCGUAAAGUCUCAAGUUUUAAAGAAUUCGAGCUUACGACGAAUACCUCGUGGGGAAAAAGCGUCUGCUUAUGCGCUAGCUGCCCUUGCCUCGACCUCGGAUCCAGGAUUGAAGAGAGUUAUACCGGUGGACUUUAUAGAGAAACCCAGCAUCAGCGUUGUAGACAGAGUCAACCUGAUCAAUCCUCCCGAAGAAGAGCAAGAGAUCAACGAAGACAACGGCGUAGCCUACAUGGAUGAAGAUGCUUCCCAGGAAACAACAGAAUACGGAAGCGACAAAGACUGGAUGGGAGCAAUUCCGACAUACAUCGCAGAUGGAGAAGUACCAUCGGAAAAGUGGGUAGCUCGGAAACUCAAAGCUCAAUCAGCUCGUUAUAUACUCCUAGACGGAAACAUCUUCAAGCAGCAGUUUUCGGGACCAUUGCUAACAUGUGUCGAAGGAGCCGAAGCGAGAAAGAUCAUGCAAGAAGUUCAUAAAGGCGCAUGCGGCAACCACACAUGUGGAAGAUCUUUAGCAAUUAAGAUAAAGCGAAACGGUUACUACUGGCCGACCAUGGUGAAAGACUGCGAGAAGUUCUCCGUCAAGUGUGAAAAAUGCCAAAGACCUUUGCACAAGUCUAAACAGAAACGAUUCCUAUUGGUUCUGACCGAUUAUUUUUCCAAGUGGGUCGAAGCCGAUUCGUAUGCGAGCAUCAAAGAUGCCCAAGUCGAGCAUUUCGUCAGGAAGAAUAUCAUCUGUCGACAUGGGCUCCCUUACAAGAUUGUUACAGACAACGGAUCCCAGUUCAUCUCGGCUCGGUUUGAAGCUUUUUGCGAGAAAUGCAAAAUACAAUUGAGCAAGUCGACACCACGAUACCCACAAGAAAAUGGUCAUGCUGAAGCAGCUAAUAAGACGAUUCUCGACGGACUGAAGAAACAGCUCGAUGCUAAAAAAGAACGUUGGGCGGAUGAGUUAGAGGAAAUGUUAUGGUCUCACUGA